This is a messenger RNA of Pochonia chlamydosporia 170, 810 nucleotides long. Its product is annotated as haloacid dehalogenase, type II. The coding region runs from base 1 to 810 and encodes 269 amino acids. Gene Ontology annotation, molecular function: hydrolase activity, acting on halide bonds, in C-halide compounds. NCBI's taxonomy places the organism in Eukaryota, Fungi, Ascomycota, Sordariomycetes, Hypocreales, Clavicipitaceae. The transcript has a single exon. The record is from RefSeq and is a predicted model, not a curated record.
AUGUCCCCAGCCACAAUACCACCUCUCUCAUCCGUCAAAGCCCUGACAUUCGACGUCUUCGGCACGGUAGUGGACUGGCGCUCCUCCGUUACCGAGGAACUCAUGCUCCGUGCGUACCGCAAACUAUCGUCCGACUUGCCAAAUGUGCUUAAAGAGUGUCUGGAGAACUUGAAAGAAGAUGAUUGGGGACGGUUCGCACAAGACUGGCGAGACACCUAUGUCCAUUUCGUAAAGUCUUUUAACCCGGAGACCGAUGCGUGGAAGACUAUUGAUGAACACCACCGCGACAGCCUGGUCGAGUUACUUGAAGAAUGGGGUCUGAAGGAUCUUUAUACCGAUACAGAAAUAACCUCACUCAGUUUGGUGUGGCACCGUCUUGCUCCGUGGUCAGAUACGGUCGACGGACUGAGGAAGUUACAGGAUAGCGGGAAAGUCGUGCUGGCGACGCUGUCGAAUGGCAAUAACGAGCUGGUGACGGACCUGAAUGACUUUGGGGACCUGGGGUUCCAGCAGUUAUUUUGCGCCGAGACGUUUCGCGUGUACAAGCCUGAUCCGAGGACGUAUCUCGGGGCGGCGAGGAAGUUGGGCCUGGAGCCGGGACAGGUGGCCAUGGUUGCUUGCCAUAUGAGGGACUUGAAAGGUGCCAAGGAAUGUGGUCUGAGGACUAUAUAUGUCGAGCGGCCGAGGGAGGAGGCGUGGGAUAAGGAAGGCGAUGAGUUUAAGGGGGCGAGAGAUUGGGUGGACUUGUGGAUUGCCGAGGGGGAGGAUGGACUUGUUUCGAUGGCGAAGAAUCUGUUGGAUGUGUUGUAG